AUGUCGUCUGCAGCAACAAAGCGUAAAUAUGUUUAUCAAGAACUCGACGAUAUGAGCCUUCCUACAAAUUCGCAAAGCAUCGUACGAAUUGUUCAAGCCCGUGGUCACAAUCUUCACGAAGUCAUCACUCCCACCGGAGAACAGUACAUCGUCUCGAUGCCUACCAAAUUCAGGCAAAAUAUCUGGGUGAAAAGAGGUGAUUACAUUGUUAUCGAGCCAAUCAAAGAAGGCAAGAAAGUUAAGGGCGAAAUUGUUAAGAUACUUACAAAGGAUCAUAUAAAAUGGUAUCGCGCACAAAAUUGUUGGCCGCCGGAAUUCGAUGAAAAUCCAAAAAGGAAUGGACAUUCGAUAGUAACGAAUUAUGCUACAUGCGACGACGAAGAACUUUUUGUAAAUACAAAUAGGUGUCCCACUAAUCAGAAUGCAGACAGUACAAGUGAUUCAGAUUCCAGUGAAUCUGAUUAA
This is a messenger RNA of Pogonomyrmex barbatus (red harvester ant), 465 nucleotides long. Its product is annotated as putative RNA-binding protein EIF1AD. Gene Ontology annotation, molecular function: RNA binding; translation initiation factor activity. The record is from RefSeq and is a predicted model, not a curated record. Gene Ontology annotation, cellular component: nucleus. Gene Ontology annotation, biological process: translational initiation. NCBI's taxonomy places the organism in Eukaryota, Metazoa, Arthropoda, Insecta, Hymenoptera, Formicidae.